Molecule: messenger RNA, 2328 nt
Organism: Labeo rohita (rohu)
Lineage: Eukaryota; Metazoa; Chordata; Actinopteri; Cypriniformes; Cyprinidae
Exons: 7
Coding region: 1-750 (249 amino acids)
Source: RefSeq, a predicted model, not a curated record
AUGACCUCAUGGACAGAAACACAGGCAGAUACAUCUUCAUUACAGAGUGGACUGGGCUUGUCAAAGAGCCUCACUCCAGCUACACCAUCUUCUGAUGACAACCUCACCCCGUCUCCACGGAAGCCCACCCCACCCCACACGACCGAACAACCACUUCUCAUCGACACAACAGAUGGCUCGACCACGUCUCCUCAAAAGCAGACAGAGCUCCCAUUCCCAGAGACCCCCACAACACUGUUAGACUCUAGUGCACUACGUGCCAGGGUCAGUCUGAACAAGAAGAGCUCUCGCAGAGCCCCGCCCUCUCGAGCCGCCCGUCACAGCGCCCUCUUAUCACAAGUACCCGAGGUAACCGGAGCAGAUGAUGAAUGGCGCUACAGGGACUCGACAGAGGACAAAACAGACUCUCCCAAGCAGGGUGAGGAGUCAGACUCUGAGGACCAGCCCAAGGGAAUCGAAUCCCGGACUUCCUCCGUGUCUCAGCCGCAGAGAGUGGCGCUCUUUCCUGGCAUGGAUCCAUCUGCUCUGAAGGCUCAGCUAAAGAAGAGAGGAGAAUCUGACAAUCAGACAGACGGCCCUUCACCCCCUCACCUCUCACGCUCACCCAAAUCUCCGUUCUUGCCUCGAGCUGCCCGUGUGCUGCCUCCUGCUGGCGGCAAAGAGAAUGGAGAAGAGUCCUCUCCCCAGUGGCUGAAAGAACUAAAGACUAAAAAACGUUUGAGUCAGUAUGAAAAUGACAGUACAGCCUGAACAAGCAGGAUGCCUUAUAACUGCAGUAUCUGUAGCUGUAACUCGUGACAGAAGCCUUAACCUUUGACCUGGAGUUGACGGGAAUUCUGCUGCUGCUGCUGACUACGACAUCAUUCUGUUUCAUUGGUUUUUCUGGCCUUCCUCUCCAGCCUGAGUCGUGUUCAUGUGCAUGGUGCCUUUCUAAAAGAUUUCUGACUGACAUAAAGGGCAAAGCAGAGAUCUGUGUGUGAAGCGUGAGUCCAUGUAUGUGUUGUCGAGUUUCUCUUGAGCUCUUCGUCAUACGAGAGAGAAUUAUUUUUGCAUAGAGCCACUUUAACCUCUAGUGAGCGAGAGAUCAUCCUUUGUAGUGGAAAUGUGGGACCACACGCACCUACAAGUAACCUUGAAGUGCUUCAUAUAACUGGAGUACGACGGUUUAUUUUUACCCUUUUAUGUUCAUAUUAGUAGAGCUUUCAUGCUAGUUUGUUUGUUUGUUUGUCUCAUUCUCAUCGUUUUGACAGUUAUAGGCAUCAGUUGCACAUGCAUUUCCAUAGACGAUCACAAUUUUAUUUCUGAACGUUAAUAGUCGACAAAUCAGUGCUGAGCUAUCUGUAUAGAAAGUGUAUUUAGUUAUGACGAAAUGUUAAUCACAGAAUGUUAUAUUUGUAUUAAUGUCGGUUUGAAAGGAAAAUGGUAAUUGUUUAAUGAUCAGUUGUUUAUGAACUGCGGUCUUGUAUGUGUGUUGAUGUGCGUGUGGAAACCUGUUCGGAUGGGCCACUGAAUGAAUUUAGUUCAUCUUUUGUUUGCACAUGUCUUCACUCCUUACAACCUAUAUUUUUGUUCAUAUUUGAGACAUUUAGACAUGCAAAGGUCUUAGUUUGUUUAGCAUCAUGUCACAUUUGAGUCCAUUAUAAUAUCAUGUUUGGAAAAUUGCGCAUGUACAAUCAGUCAUUCCCUUUAUUACGCUUUAUGUUCUUCUUUUUAUCCCAGAACUUUACUUGCUUUAGCAAUGGGCCAAAAUGAUGAUAGGAAAUUGCACAAUCAGCAUUUAAAUCUGUUUUUCUUCCCACAAGAUAAUAACAUAUGAAUACAGAAGGGAAAACGUUUCAUUUGUGUCCUUCACUCUGGGUUGCACACAUCUCGAGUUCAUUUCUUUUGUUUACUUAUUUGCUAAGGGAAAUUUGAAAUGUCAAAGUACUGUAAACAACCUUCACAUUACAUUGCACACUUGUUACCGUGUUUUCGAAAAAACGCCGGGCAGUUGUGCCGCUCCCACCUAACAAGCACUUUUCACCUGUUAAUGAACAGCGGUUUUGACCGGUAGUCACUUUUGUAACGCAUGAGUCUUCACCCGUGAUGUCAAUGUUGUGAUGUUGGUAUGCUGACGUAUGUGAGUAAUGUGUCCUACAGUUUGUGUUUUUUUUUUUUUUUUUUUUUUCUAUUAUCAGCUUCUUUUCUUUGUCUGCCUACAGUUGUUAUAGUGUGUUUAAGGGUAAUUUGUCCUUUUUAUUUUAAAUUUGACUGUAAAGAUGUUUAUUGCACUGUUGUAAUGCCAGUGUCCAAUACUGUAAAUUCAUAAUAAAAUUUACUAUAAAUAUA